AACCUCACCUCCUCAACUGAACAUGAAUUUCCUCACCCACUCAUUUGGUGCCGACAUCUGGACCGAUUUCGAAUACACUGAUAUCGUUGAUGUCUGGGACGGAUAAUCUGUGAUGGGAGAAGCUGUUUGGCUCUCAGCUGUUCAGAUGAUGCAGGCCCUUUCAAACGAUGUCCUGUGAGCGACUGAAAGCGGUUCACAAAUUCAAAGGUCUCUUCCGCUCACGGUCGAGAUCCACGGCUUCGGAUAAGAGUACAGAGAGUCAAGGUACUUCUAAUGACAAUGUCCCAUCACGGACGGAUGACGCUGUCAGUCCCGCGCCUGUGAUACCGACGACUGCCUCGACAGACACUACAGCCGCCGAGCCUGACGAGAGCAAGAAAGCUUCAUCAGAAGCCUCUCCUCCUGAAACGGAUAUCUGGAAGCUAGCCUACGAACGUCUUACCAAAGAAAAGCCAAGCCUCGUCGAGCAUUAUGAACAGAUUCUCGCCCAAGAAGAAGCAGAUUCGUCCGCUAAAAGCCAGGACUCACCAGAGAACAUCACUAAUUCAAUCACUCGCCUGACAGAUCUUGCAUCGAAAAAGCUUGCUCAUCUUGAUGACUCGAGGUUGAAGAUUCGGUUGAGAUCCAAGACCUUUGUUGUCAAAGAUGGAGUGGACCAAGUCUUGGAGAUUGUCGUUGCGGCGAAGGACUUUGUAUCUGGAAUCGUGGCAUCAGAUCCUCAUGUAGCGAUCGCGUGGACGGGUGUUUGUGUUUUGCUUCCUCUCCUCUUGAACCCAAAAGCACAAUACGACGAUGCAUCAGCGGGCCUGCUUGAGAUACCGCUCAUCAUUCGUCGCUAUCAAGUCCUCGAACCUCUGUAUCAGCGUCGAAGUGCAGAAAACGAAUCCUUGAAAGGAGAUUUUGAGAGGAAACUCACUGAUCUUUACUGCACUAUAUUAGAAUAUCAAGCUAGAGCCGUCUGUCAAUGGUCUCGGGAUGCACUCCAUCAAUAUGGCCGCGAUGUCUUUAAAGCCGAUAGUUGGGCCAAGUUAUUCAAGGAGAUCAAGGAUCAGGACUCAGCAUGCAAAGAGAUUGCAACCACUUUGGAUGCCGGACUUUGGGAGAAGACGCUUCAAACCGAAAGUCGACAUCUCCAAGAAAUACUUCAAUCUUGGCAAGAAGAAGAGAGAAAGACUCUGCAAGACCUACAAGAAUCAAUGAGGAAGUUACACGGCUUGGCUGAAGAUCGGCAGACUCGACAAUUGUCGAUUGAACAGCAAAAAGAGGAAGCCGAUUGUCAUCAAUCAUUUGGACCGAUGGAUUAUAGAGACCACAAGGACCAAAACCCUUCCCGAGUUCCUGGCACCUGUACCUGGUUCCUGGAGCAUCGAAGCUUUCUUGAGUGGAAGCAAGAGACGAAUUCGGCCUUAUUAUGGGUUUCUGCAGAUCCUGGCUGUGGCAAAUCUGUCUUGAUGAAAAGUCUGGUCGAUGAAGGAUUGUUGGGGAAGGUUCAGUCCCGGCCUCGGUUUGCUACUUCUUCAAGAACGGAUUUGUCGGCCAACAAGAAUCCGUACCUCAUACAAUAUGCACUUCCAGACUUUCGGAGAGACCGACGUGCGGCAGACAACUUCAGUGUCGUUUGGGACAUACUGGUGAAGGCCGCGUCUGCUUCCGAAGCAGGUGAGCUCGUUUGUGUUCUAGACGCUUUGGAUGAGUGCGAAGAAAAGGCUCGUGAACAACUCAUCGAACACCUGAAGCGACUCUACCUGGAUCAGGAUAAAUGUCAAGGGAUGAAACUGAAAUUCCUUGUUUCAAGUCGACCCUACCCAAUUAUUGAGCGUCGCUUUCGAGCCCUGAUCAAAGAUUUUCCUAGCAUUCAUCUGAAAGGAGAGCAAGAAUCUGAUACCAUCAGCGAAGAAAUAAAUCUGGUCAUCCAAAAGCGGGUUCCGGAGAUCGCUGUGGACCCAGAAUUGUCACCUGAAGCGCAACAAAGCCUGCUCGAAAAUCUCUUGAGUGUACAAAACCGAACAUAUUUGUGGCUUCAUCUGAUCUUUGAAGCAAUCUUGAAGAGCCUCGGAGCCACUUCCGCAAAGGGCCUGGCGAAGAUCAUCAAGCAACUUCCGGAAUCAGUGGAUGAGGCAUAUGACAAGAUCCUUGCGAAAGCAUCUGAUCCACAAGUUUGCCGAAAGUUACUUCACAUCAUUCUAGCUGCGAGAGAGCCUCUAAGCAUUGCACAGGUGAAUGUGGCUUUACAUGUGGACGAAAGCGCGACUUGUGUAGAAGAUCUGGAUUUAGAGGCUGACGAAUAUUUUGAAAAGACAGUGCGUGGUUUGUGUGGUUUUUUUGUUAGUGUGGUUGGUAAAAAGGUGUUUCUCAUCCACCAAACUGCUCGAGAGUACUUGCAGGGAAACUCUCCGGAGACAUCAAAUUUGAAACACUCGUUUCCAGACUUUGAUAGUGAAACAAUUUUUGCAAGGUCAUGCAUUGUGUACCUUCAAUACGCCGACUUCAGGCUCGAGCGCCCAUCACAAAGUAAUGAUGAUGACGAGGAAGUUAUCGAUUGUGCAGAUGAGAAUAUAGACAUUGACGAAGAACUCGACACUUCGCAAGCGUUUAGCAAGGUCCAUUUCGAACCGCCGCUCGCUCUGCAAAUCAAAUCCCUCGCAGAUAAAUAUCCAUUCUUUGGCUACGCCGCGAUCAAUUGGGCGGCUCACUUUGAAGUAUCAGCCAAAAUCGAGCUUCUAAAAGUAGCAAUGCCCCUUUGCGAUCCAAAGUCCGAAAUCUUUCUUGCUUGGUUCAACUACUACAUAUACAUGCCGCGACCUGCGAUCUUCCUCGCACCAGAUGCUGAAAUAUCAUCAUUAAUGGUGGCUGUUAGAUUGUCUUCGGGUAUACUAAUUGAGAAAUUCUUAUCUGAAAUCAACCACACGACGACAAGCGGGGUGACAGCUUUAAUGAUUGCGGCGUAUUCCAGUACCGCUGAAUGUUUUGCAAAACUUUUUCAAAGCGGUGCUAACGCGGAGGCAUCCGAUAGAGACGGUUGGCGUGCGAUCCGUUAUGCCAUCUGUGCUGGCUCCCAUGCGAUCACAUACCCACUCGUUACGCAGGGUGUUGAUUUGAACUGCGCUUCCAAAGAUGGUACUCCACUCGUUCUGACGGUCUAUGGUGGCCACAACAAAAUCGUACAACACCUGUGCAAACACGGAGCACGAAUUAAUGAGGUUUCCAGGGGUCGCACAGCUACAGAGACUGCGUUGUGUGCAGCGGUUCGCUGGAAUCAUCUCGAUGUCGCGAAGACAUUAUUGGAACUUGGUGCAGAUCUUACACAAGAGUUUGAUGGAAGCAAUGUCUUCGAGUUCGCGAUCUCGACGUCAAAUAUGGAGGCAUUGAAGCUCUUGCUUCAGCACAAACCGGAGCUAUACCUCGAAGCUCCAAGACUUGCACUCACAGCUGCUAUUAAGUACGGAGAUAGCAAAGCGGUAAAAAUUAUCCUCUGGUAUACCAACUUGACACCAUCUCUAUUACAUGCCGCGCAAGAAGACAUAGUUCGGAUUCUUCAAGAGGGUCUACAAUCUAAGGCUUCGAGGGAGGAAAAAGAACGCUUGGAUCGCUUGCCUGAGAUUGGUCACUUGAUCGAUAUAUUUUUAUCAAGUAAAACUAUCAUCGAUAAUAACAAUGAGUUAGAUGACUUAUCCGAGAUGACGGCACCCCACAAACCAAGAGACCUGAAAUUAUAUGGCGAAUCUCGAAUGCUGAAUAUACGAACUUUUUGGGAUGAACUUUGGCUACUCGACUGA
Mollisia scopiformis is the source of this 3776-nucleotide messenger RNA. RefSeq lists its product as uncharacterized. NCBI's taxonomy places the organism in Eukaryota, Fungi, Ascomycota, Leotiomycetes, Helotiales, Mollisiaceae. Gene Ontology annotation, biological process: signal transduction. The record is from RefSeq and is a predicted model, not a curated record. The coding region runs from base 168 to 3776 and encodes 1202 amino acids. Gene Ontology annotation, molecular function: protein binding. The transcript has 3 exons.